AUGUCUCCUGCCUCGCUCGGUCUUCCUCCCUCCUUGUUUGAUCUUGAGCUGGAUGCAGCCGUCCAAUACGUUGGACACGCUGUACGAGACGAGAAGAAGGCUCUGCCGUCAACGAUUUUUGAGUACGAUUUUUCCCGCUAUGCCACGGGUCUCAUCUUUGUUGUUGUCCUCUCGUCGGAUAGAUUUUCGCCGGUUUUGCCUUGUUUGGCGAACUUUGCGAGAGCCUCCACUAUCCGGGGGAAUAUCUCUCCGACUGUGGCUAUCAUCUGUCCUGUUGAUCAUAAACUUGAGAGCUACGACUCUGGACCGAACCUUCGGUCAUACUCAUGGCCUGCCCGCCUACCACCUGCAACAAAAGAGAACUUUCCAACCCCAAUGGCGCACACCACAUUGGCACCCCAGGGUGGUGUCCUUCGCGCAGCGAGUAAGAAUGAACACCGGUACAUUACGCGCCAUGCAUUGGGCUUCUAUCGUGCCCUUACAAUGACCGGUCUAUACACUCUGGACCUUGAUACAGGCCUAUCCACAUCAGAGAGCUCAGAGUACGUUGACAUGACAAUACCCGAUACGUAUAUCCCAGCAUUGAAAUGGUGCAUUGCUGCGCAUCCGAUCCUGCGAACCGGUAUUCAGGGCCAGGACGGUGAGGAGCCGGUGUUUGUGCGUGCGCCUAAGAUGGACUUGCGGAGACAUGUUAGGGUUGAUUGUUCGAUCAUGGAUGGCGGUGUGAACCUUGAUGGGAAAAGCGAGGUUGAAGCGCUAAGACGGGUUUUGUUGAGGGAACAUGAUGAGGGCUUUGAGGGUGUUGAGAAUGUUCCACCGUGGAGGGUUGUUGUUGCUCCUUUGCCGGUGUCAGACAUUGAUGGUUAUCAGAGAAAUGAUGCGAGGAGGAAGGCUAAGGCUUAUAUCAUUUUCGCAUACUCGCAUUCGCAUGGAGAUGGGCGCUCUGGUCUUGUUUUUCACAGGGCAUUCCUUGAGGGACUGAGAGGGGCGCAUCGGGUCUAUGAUAAGGGGUAUGAGUACGCUACUACGAUUGAUCACCAGGGUUCAGUGUCGGAGGUGGAGUACCAGCUGCCGCCGCCACUGGAGGAGGCUUGUGCUCUCAGAAUUACCUGGUCAUAUCUCCUGCUGACUCUUUUCGGAGCGCACUUACCUGCAUUUGUGAGCAGGUGGUUUGGUUUUCAGACGCCUGCUGUCACCGAGGGGACCUGGACCGGGGAAGUGAUGAUGCACGAUUCCGAGAGUUUUCGAACGGGGGCAGCGAUUCUCAUUGUAGAGGAGAGGCGGCUCGACACUGUGCUGAAGACUUGCAGGGAGAAAGGAGGAGCGAGGUUCACUGGGUUGCUGAACCAGCUUGUGGUGCGUGCUCUCAGCGGCGCGCUUUCCGCCCACACCUUUGCAUCUGAGGCGUCUGUCAACAACUUCAUCGGCCAGAUAGUCAUUGAUCUUCGACGGCUGGUUCCUGCAUACUCAGACGAUAUGAUGGUGAACUGUGUUUCUGCUGCAUCUGAGUGCUCCCCUCGAGUUCCUGAUGACCAGGACGAGGAUCUGAGAAAUAACGCGGCGUUCUGGGAUGCAGUUCGCCAGACAACAUUGCGCUUAGCGAGAUCCUCGAGCACGCUCGUCGACCAACCCAUCGGCCUCCUCAGGUAUCUGGAUAAAUUCCGUCCGUGGUUCUUGGAGAAGCUUGGGAAGCGGCGGGACUCGUCGUAUGAGAUUAGCAAUGCGGUUGUGUUUGAUCCUUCGCCGGGCCAUAAGUCCACUUCCGUUGAGAGCAACAAUCGGAAGGAAGAGGUGAAGAUGGAUUGGAACAUUGAGCGGAUGGUGAUGUCUCAGCCGGCGAAUGUGACGGGCUGCCCGUUGAGCUUUUCGGUAGUGACGAGGAAAGGAGGAGAUAUGGCCUUGACGCUAAAUUGGCAAGUUGGUGUCCUAGGGAUUGAAGAUGAGGAUGGAUUCGCUGAGGAUGUGUUGAAAAGGAUUGAUGGGCUUCUGGCUGGGAUUGCGGGCGUGUAG
Messenger RNA from Aspergillus mulundensis, 2010 nucleotides. RefSeq lists its product as uncharacterized. Bases 1 to 2010 code for a protein of 669 amino acids. The transcript is spliced from 4 exons. The record is from RefSeq and is a predicted model, not a curated record. Gene Ontology annotation, molecular function: N-acetyltransferase activity. NCBI's taxonomy places the organism in Eukaryota, Fungi, Ascomycota, Eurotiomycetes, Eurotiales, Aspergillaceae.